Molecule: messenger RNA, 1737 nt
Organism: Melanaphis sacchari
Lineage: Eukaryota; Metazoa; Arthropoda; Insecta; Hemiptera; Aphididae
Gene: Mct1
Product: monocarboxylate transporter 12
Biological process (GO): monocarboxylic acid transport; transmembrane transport
Molecular function (GO): monocarboxylic acid transmembrane transporter activity
Source: RefSeq, a predicted model, not a curated record
AAAGCAGCAGUAGUAGCAGUAGAACAAUAAUGAUGGUAGGGCCGCUGAUGCGUUUUUGUAAUAUUAGUUCAAACCCGAUCCGUUCCUUCAAUCAGUCUUGCGUUUGAUCGGCCGGCUCGUGGUUCGCUUUGGUGUAGAUGUUUUUUCGUUGCCGUCGUUUUCAUUCCUGCUGUUGCUGCCGCCGCAUACGAAUUACAGGUACCUACAGUGUCUUACCCGGUUAUCCAAACACGUUAUUCAAAUGAUGACAACCUACGCUUUUGCCUUUUGUGCACUCGAGUAAAUGGUUCGUACGUGUACACUGUUUUGCACUACCGUUCACAUCUGAUCACACGAUUUCGUUGACGGUUUGUCUUCGAUUUUAUUGAGUAGAAAAAAAUACGCUUAAUCUACCCACGAGACCAUGGCUAACAAAAUGCGGUCCAAGAACCCUCCGGAGAAGAAGACGCCGUCGGUGUCGAUGAUCAGCAAACGACCUCCGGAUGGUGGUUGGGGCUGGUUUGUCGUGUUCGGAUCGUUCAUGAUACACGUCGUCACUGAUGGAGUAACUUAUUCGUUUGGUGUUCUAUAUUCAGAAUUUUUAGAAGUUUUCAAAGAAAGUAAAGGGGCAACUGCUUGGAUCGCAUCUUUAUUGGUUGGAGUUACAUUAUGCUCAGGACCUAUCGCCAGUAUUUUCGUAAACAAAUAUGGUUGUCGUGUGGUGACCAUUGCAGGAGCCAUACUUGCGAGUAUUUGCAUGAUGGCCAGUGUAUUUGCCAACAGUGUGAAAUUUCUGUACGUAACUAUCGGAUUAGGAACAGGUCUGGGCUUCGGCAUGAUCUAUCUGCCAGCCAUCGUGAGCGUGACGUGCUAUUUCGACAAGUACCGGUCGCUGGCCACCGGCAUCGCGGUGUGCGGUUCCGGGCUGGGCACGUUCAUUUUCUCGCCGCUGGUCGACCACCUGGUGAAAGGGUACGGCUGGAAGAUCACCGUGGCCGUCAUAUCGGGCCUGGUGCUGCUGUGCACGCUGUUCGGCAUGCUGUUCCGACCGCUCGGCACCGUGGCCGCGGGCGACAGCGACGGCGACGACGACGGCGGCGAGAAGCCGGCGCUGACGAACGGGGCCGCGACCACCACGGUCGUGCUGAACAUCAUCGAACCGCCGGCGGCCGAGAGCCAGCCGCUGAACAACAGCGUCGGCGGCGGCGACGGUAGCGUGGACGCGGCGGCCACCCGGUCGUACGAGCACAUACCCAACUCGGAUGACGACGACGAGUGGCGGGGCGCGGGCAACGACGCGCUGCUGCUGUCGGACGACAGGCGGACCGGCAAAGGCGGCUCGGCCGCGGACAAGUCCAACGGGACGGCCGACGCGGCGGCCGCGUCGUUCGGCAACGAACUGGACAGGCAGUCGCGGUUCACGCUCAGCCAGCCCGAGCUGAUCGCCGCGUCCGCCGGCCGGCUCAGCUGUCGGCUCAACAAUCGGCAGCGGAACGAGGUGUGCUAUGCCAGCCAGAACCUGAAGCCGUCGGCGAACGGCGGUACCGGCAGCGGUAUCAUGUACCAGAAGGACAUAUUCUACAGCGGCAGUCUGGUCAACGUAAACGUGAACCGCAGGAGAACCAUAUCGCAGUCAACUAAUGCCGGUGCUUAUGCCGCCGAUAUGACCAAUGCAAUCAUAGAUAAUGACCAGUUUUCAGACGGAAUCUGUUGUUCUGCCGACGCCAAAAAUACAAUAAAGCAAAUGUUGGAUUUCUC